Molecule: messenger RNA, 860 nt
Organism: Asparagus officinalis (garden asparagus)
Lineage: Eukaryota; Viridiplantae; Streptophyta; Magnoliopsida; Asparagales; Asparagaceae
Exons: 2
Coding region: 149-676 (175 amino acids)
Source: RefSeq, a predicted model, not a curated record
CGUACCCGAAACCCAAAACCCGUUUAGCCUCGUCAGUUGUGUGAGCACCACCACUCAUCUCCAUCUGCGCACUGAUCUCGUCCCGUUAAGCCAACAUCCACACAGAAGAGAGAGGAGAGAGAGAGAGAGAGAGAGAGAGAGAGAGGCAAUGGGAGCUUUGGGAUUUUGCAGCAGCAUCAGCAGGCCAUGCCUCAUAAAAUCAAUGGCCACCCAAAAGCCUGGAACUAGCAAGCUAGCCGCUACCAGAAAGGGAUCAGUAGUCUUCCCAGUGGGAGAGCCAGGGCCACAAGCAUCAAACAAUGGAGCAUCACCCCCCGUCAAACUCCUCUCAAACGUGGAGAAGCUGAGGCUCCUAACAAAAGCCGAGAAGGCUGGACUUCUGUCUGCUGCUGAGAAAUUCGGCCUCUCUUUAUCCACAGUAGAGCGAUUAGGUCUCCUCUCAAAGGCAGAAGAGCUCGGCGUUUUAUCAGCAGCCACUGAUCCUGGAACCCCCGGAGCUCUCCUGAGCCUAAGUCUUGUGUUUCUAGUCCUGGGACCUGCUUGUGUUUAUGUUGUGCCUGAAGAAAAUGCUUUGGAGAUAGCUUUGCAGGCUGUCGUUGCUUCGGUUUGUGUUUUUGGGGGAUCAGCUGCAUUUGCUGCUUCCAAUUUCGUGUCAAACUUGCAGAGAUCAAGUUGAGCUUUGCAACAGGAGACUGACGGUUGCAUGUUUUGUUAGUACUGGUUUGUACUAAUGAGUAUUACUAUGUCUUCUUUCCAUUCACUUCUGUUCCUUGUAAAAAAAGCUAUAAUUAUUUUAAACAAGAUGUCGUUCGUUCCAUUUUUAGAGCUUCAGAUAUUCCAUGUGUUGGUUGUGGCUUGAA